Molecule: messenger RNA, 1347 nt
Organism: Coffea arabica (coffee)
Lineage: Eukaryota; Viridiplantae; Streptophyta; Magnoliopsida; Gentianales; Rubiaceae
Molecular function (GO): RNA-DNA hybrid ribonuclease activity; nucleic acid binding
Source: RefSeq, a predicted model, not a curated record
AUGAAUGCUAGAGAUUUGGUGCAGAAUGGAACUAGGAAAAAGAUAGGCAAUGGCAAGGCAACCAACAUUUGGAGGGACAACUGGAUUCCGGGAAAUAGGGAUGGCAAAGUCACCUCUGUGAGGCCUCUGAAUUGCAAAAUCAAAAGAGUAGAGGAGUUGAUCUGUGGCUUUCGAUGGAGGAUACCACUUGUAUUUAGGACCUUUAACAGGAAGGAGGCAGAGGAAAUUCUGGAGAUUCCUAUUAGUAUAUCAGGAAAGGAUGAUAGCAAUUACUGGAUACAUAGCGGCAAUGGCAUCUACACUGUCAACUCAGGUUACAAGGCAUUGUGCAGAGGAACUGUUCAAUACAAAGAAAGAAGAGAGAAGGAGGCGGAAACUAGUAUAGCAAGUUCUUAUGAAAAGCAGUGGAAGUGGAUGUGGAGGCUGAACGUUAAGAGCAAGAUCAAACAUUUCCUUUGGAAGUGCCUACAUGGUUUAUUACCAGUCAACAGCCUGGUUUUUAAAAGAACACACAAAGGUGAUCCAAUCUGUGGUGGCUGUGGUGAACAAGAAGAGUCAAUUGAACACAUGUUUUUCCAAUGCAGCAAAGCACAAGAGGUGUGGAAAAUGGCUCCAUUACAAUGGGAUGGGUUAAGGGAACAGACAGGGAAUUUUCAAGCUUGGUGGACUGCUCUUCUGGAAGCUACAUGCAGGACAGAAGGAAAGGAGCAUAUAGAGCUCACUGUGAACAUCCUCUGGCAACUCUGGAAAAGGAGAAAUGAAUGGCAAUUCAAUGCCAAACACAGGCACCCUUGGAAAAUAAUCCAAAAGGCUCUACAGGAAUGGCAAGAACAAAAAGAUGUCCAGAGCAAGCAGGAAAUAGUCUCUGAAGAUGCGGUAAGAGCAGAUGAGGAAGUUGAUCAGGAGGAGGCAGGAUGGAAUGAAAUUCAGAUCAGAAUAUCAACUAAGGAGCAAGACCAAUCCAACCGAGUUGGCAUGGGGAUUUUUGCAUCUACCUUCAACAAUCAUUGGGUGGCUGCAUGGGCACUUUUUGACAGAAAAACAGUGAAUCAGUUGCAGUCUACUGCAGAAGCUGUGAAAAUGGCCAUCAUAAAGGCUAGACACCAGCAAUGGAAGGAAAUUGUUGUCCACAUCACCAGCCCCCAGCUACUGAAGAUGAUAAAGGAAAGGAAGGCAAAGGACAUCAAAAUGGCUACUUUGAUAGAUGAUAUUAACGAUCUCAGGUCCUUAUUUCAGAAAUGCUCCUUUUGUUUAGAUAGGAGCUUAGACUCUAGAUGUGAAGCGAUUAGUGAUUAUGCUUUAGGCAUAUUUCAAGAUGAGGAAUGGAUUAAUCCUCAGUGUGUCUAA